Molecule: messenger RNA, 1510 nt
Organism: Aedes albopictus (Asian tiger mosquito)
Lineage: Eukaryota; Metazoa; Arthropoda; Insecta; Diptera; Culicidae
Product: L-dopachrome tautomerase yellow-f
Exons: 4
Coding region: 140-1426 (428 amino acids)
Cellular component (GO): extracellular region
Source: RefSeq, a predicted model, not a curated record
CGGACUGCCCCAAUGUAAGAAGAUGAACACAAUUUUUCUUCGAUCGAAAACGUUAAAAUAAAUUGAACGAUUAUCGCGCUCGUCAGUUUAGUUUCAGACUGGCAUUCCUUUAACCCAGUCACUGGAGUACAUUUCCAAAAUGAUGACCUACCACUUCCACCGUGCAAAACUGGCUUUACUAGCUGUUGUACUGAUUCAAUUCACGGUUCGGUGCGCCGUCGCAGAUGAACUAGACCUCGUCUACCAAUGGACCCAGCUUGGUUCUGAAUCGGAAACGGGUCAACGCGAUAUUCAAUUCGGGACCGAGACGUCGAACAAUGGCGAACAGUUCAACGCGUACGGAAAUCUACCGAUGGGAGUCAGCCAUCACAAGGGUCGUCUGUUCGUGACGGUACCAAGGAGACGUCCCGGAAUUCCGGCGACCCUCGCUGUCAUCGACAUGCGUUCGACCACGGGCGUCAAUAACCCUCCUCUCGAUGGUUACCCGAACUUCCUGAUCAACAGAUUGCACCCCGAAUACGCCGCGGACUCCAGACGUAUCGUCUCGGUCUACCGCACCAAGGUGGACAGUUGCGACCGGCUGUGGUUCGUCGAUACCGGUUACCUGGAAUACCCGGACAAUCCACGGCAGGUGCAACGCCCAUCCCUGUGGGUCAUGAACUUGAACACAAAUCGGCGCGUUCAGCGGUUCGAGAUCCCCGAGGAAAUGGUGGAGUUCGGCUACGGGAUUCCCAGCAUUACGAUCGACGUUGAGCCCGACCGGUGCGAAGACGCAUACGCCUACAUCCCGGACUACCAGUGGCGCAACCUGUACGUGUACGGAUUGGCCCAGAACCGGAUGUGGCGCUUCAAUCACAACUUCCUGUCGUUCGAGCCACGAUUCGGACGCUUCAACGUGGCCGGUUUGCAGUUCGUUUGGAAUGACGGCGUGUUUUCGUUGGCGAUCGGACGAUGGGACGAGAUCACCAAGGAGCGACCGGUUUACCUGCACGCCAUGGCAUCCAUCAGCGAGAUUGUGGUUCCGAAUAGUGUGCUGAAGAACGAAACGUUGGCCCGCUCGGGAGAGGACUACAACGAGCGGUUCCGGCAUCUGGGGCCACGGGGUCCCAAUACGCAAGCGUCGGGACACGCUUUCGACGAGAAGACCGGAGUGCUGUUCUACGCAGAGGUCAACCGAAAUGCGAUCGGAUGCUGGAACAGCGCAACGGAGUUCCACCCGGAGAAUCACGGAAUUGUGCACUUGGACAACAAGGAGAUGAUCUACCCGGCGGAUGUGACGAUCGAUAACGAUGGCAUGAUGUGGGUCAUCUCCAACCGGCUGCCCAUCUGGAUCUACUCGCGGUUGAAUGUGAACGAGUACAACUACCGAAUCUGGCGCCAAAUGCCGGCUAGGGCCAUCAACGGAACCAUUUGUAUGAGGAACUGAGAAAAGGCAGAAACGGCUAUCGAAGACGCAAUGAAAUCAAUAAAUCGAAAGGCUUUCUUUUGAGUCCUAAAACUGUGAAACAAG